AUGAUCGUCUCCAGACCAGAUCGACUUAUAUUCUACUUUCUUGUCAUUGUGAUGGCCAGAGCAGAGGUGCAGGAAAACAUCUCCCCAGAGUGUAAACAGUUCCUCUACAUGGGCACACCACCUCGAGGGUUGGAGGAGAAGCCUUUAAAGAAGAUCUGCCAGUUCUACGCGGGACACCCACGAUUCUUCACCUUGUAUGACACCGUAAGCCACAUUCCUGUUUACUCUGCGUACACCUUCAAGCGUUCGGAUGGCUUCAAGAAGGCUGACGUGCCUUGGAUGUAUGAACCACAGCUCUCCUUGAAAUCAGGCUCCAGAGAGAUGCAGGAACUUCCCUCUGAAGAUCUUCACAGGAGUUUCGAGGACGCUCAGGCCGUGCUGGAGGACUACUCCAACAGUGUCAUAUACGAACGUGGUCAGCUGAAUCCAGAUGAGCACCAGGCCCACCCUUUCGACAAGGCAGCCACAUAUACCCUCACAAAUGUGGUCCCGCAGGUCAGAGAAUUCAACAUCGGCCCCUGGAAAAAACACGAGCACACCAUCAGAAAACGCCUCAAUAACUACUGCAGGGGCACGGCCUACGUCGUAACAGGGGUCACCACCUCGGGGCACACCAUCCGCCGACACAACAUCAACCGUGUGGGCAUCCCCACCUACCUCUGGUCGGCCUACUGCUGCAUUGAUUUUGACCACAACGCUCCUUACUCAGAGCGGUCGAAGUUUCCAGCAUUUGCUGCUUACGGGCUCAACUACAGGGAGAACAACAGAGUCCAAGAGAUGACGGUGCAGCAGCUGGAGGACUUUCUGAAGAAGGUGACUUAUGUUGAAAGCACUUUUCAGCUCUUUUAUGACAACUGUGUGCCUCCAGGAAGUGACAACAGCGCACUGCACCUGUCUAAAUAA
Messenger RNA from Cheilinus undulatus (humphead wrasse), 903 nucleotides. Its product is annotated as endonuclease domain-containing 1 protein-like. The transcript has 2 exons. The record is from RefSeq and is a predicted model, not a curated record. Gene Ontology annotation, molecular function: metal ion binding; hydrolase activity; nucleic acid binding. The coding region runs from base 1 to 903 and encodes 300 amino acids. Lineage: Eukaryota; Metazoa; Chordata; Actinopteri; Labriformes; Labridae.